Messenger RNA from Alligator sinensis (Chinese alligator), 1832 nucleotides. Its product is annotated as kelch-like protein 42. The transcript is spliced from 4 exons. Gene Ontology annotation, molecular function: protein binding. The coding region runs from base 1 to 1497 and encodes 498 amino acids. NCBI's taxonomy places the organism in Eukaryota, Metazoa, Chordata, Crocodylia, Alligatoridae. The record is from RefSeq and is a predicted model, not a curated record.
AUGGGGGCACAGCAGGACAGUGAUAGGGACACGAGACACGUAGCUGCGGGGGGGGCAGCACAGGUGGCCUCGGGCAAGUCUGGGGCCCAGUGGCAGGGCAAGGCCUGUACAGCCCACGAACCACUCCAGGACUCUCCCAGACCCUGCCUCUGCCCCACUGAUGCCCAUGAGCCAGCCCCUGCCCCACUGACACCCCCCUCGGUGGCCCGGCAGGUGGAUCUGGAGCGGCUGGCGGAGGAGAGUGCGUACUUCCAGGCACUGGCCCGCUCAGGGAUGCAGGAGGCCGUGGCCCGGCAGCUGGAGCUGCCUCAUGUGUCGUCAGGUGCCUUCCAUGCCAUACUGGAGUUCGUCUUCACUGGGCACUUUGCAGUGGGCGUGGAAGAGCUGCUUUCAGCAGGACAGGCUGCUAGCUACCUGCAGGUGCCAGCCUUUCUGGCACGCUGCUGGCCAGCCCUGAAUGCCCACCUGAGCCCCCACAACUGCCUGACCCUGCUACGCUUUGCCGAGGCCAUUGGCUGUCCUGAGAUGCGGGCCGAGCUGUGCCGCUUCCUGAGCACUGAGCUGCUGGAGCUGGCGCCCAUUACCAGGGACCUGGCAUCGGUGCUGCGGGAAGAGCUUGCGCAGCUCCGGGAGCGCGGCCCCCUGCAGCUCUGCCUGCUGCGCAAGGAGAACCUGGGCAUCCAGCCUGGCCCAGAGAUGCAGGCGCUCCGUGGGCUAUACCGCCUCCCGCUGGGCAGGGUGGGUACCUGGCACCGUGCCUCCACCCUGCCCUUCCAGGCCAAGAAGUGGAGCUUCAGUGCUGCCCAGCUGCUCAACUACCUCUUCCUCAUCGGUGGCUACCGAGAGCCACGCGGCACCCGGGGCUUCACCUUCCGCAUGGCCGCCUUCCGCUACAACCCUCUAGCCAACCGUUGGCAGCCCACUGCCCCACUUCUGAAGCGCCGGCGGCACUUCAGCACAGCUGUGUCAGGGCAGCACAUCUAUGCCAUUGGAGGCUGGUAUCUGGACUCGCUUCUGGCGCCAGACGUGAGCACAGCACUGUACGCAGCUGUGGAGCGCUACGACCCCUGGCAUGACACCUGGGCCUUCGUCUCCUCCUUGCCUCUCACCGACAUCACCUUCGCCAUCUCACUGUCCCAUGAUGUGCCACUCUGCACGGCCCAGGCUGACUGCCUCUAUGCCCUGGGCAGUGUGCGGCGCACUGGGGAGAAGCUGCUGCUGCGCUAUGACGUUCAGGCAGACACGUGGCAGGAGCUGCUGCCGACGCUGACGAAGGCAGACACCGACCUGCCAGGCCUCUACUUCCUGGGGGGCUCGGAGCCACUCUAUGUGCUGGGUGGCAACGCCCGGGAGAACGUGCUAACCUCCUUCAGCCCCGAGGCACGGCGCUGGGGCCCCGCGCGCAGCCUGCCCCGGUGCGCUCUGGCGGGGCAGGGCGUGGUCCCCGCCUCUUCAUGGCAGCCCCGGACCUGGGCGCGGUGCUGCGGGUGGAGCUAGACACGCUGGCUUGCUGCCCCCUGCCCCCGCCACCCUUCUCGCUCUUCUAUGAGGCAGUCGUCCUCCUGCAUUUCCCCCCGCCUGGCCCCGACGUGGGCAGCGAGCAAGGCAGGCGGGCACACAAGCCCUGACCCCUGCCCCAUUGCGGGGCCAAACCGUCGAGGCCGAGGGCCUCACUAGGGGUUGCUGCGCUGCUAGGCCCACUCCCACCCCCGGGGGCUGCUGCACUGCCGAGCCGGGCCAACCGCUCCCCCGCGGGACGCUGCGCUGCCGGGAGCGGGCUGGACCCGAGGAGGCGAGCGAGCUGCCCCUGGCUCGGGUACUGCCGCGGGCUC